This is a messenger RNA of Ricinus communis (castor bean), 3234 nucleotides long. Its product is annotated as probable LRR receptor-like serine/threonine-protein kinase At1g29720. The transcript has 25 exons. Gene Ontology annotation, biological process: protein phosphorylation. NCBI's taxonomy places the organism in Eukaryota, Viridiplantae, Streptophyta, Magnoliopsida, Malpighiales, Euphorbiaceae. The coding region runs from base 128 to 3178 and encodes 1016 amino acids. The record is from RefSeq and is a predicted model, not a curated record. Gene Ontology annotation, molecular function: ATP binding; protein kinase activity; protein binding.
UAUAUAUCCAAGCACCUCAUCCUCGUAACAAAAUAUAAAACAUAAAAAGUAACUGAUACCAUUUUAUUAAUUAGCAGAAACUUUUCCUUUUUAUUUUUCUGGCGAUCAUCCAGCUGCUUGGAACAAUAUGUUGAGUCGGUGCAUGCACCUUUUAUUAGUAGUGCUGAGUGGGUUUGGUUGCAUACUAUGCCGUAUGCAGUUGCAUCGAGAUGAAGAAUUGACAUUAAUCCAAAUUCAGAGCACACUUGGUGCUCAAGGUUUCCAGUUGAGCUUAGACUGUCCAUCAUCAGUGACCGUCCUUAAGAAAAAGGGUCAACCUGAAGAUGAAAUGGAGGAAAGUGGCGUUAGAUGUGACUGCCCGAACGAUUUCAGCAACAGCUGUCAUAUUACCGACUUUGUUCUCAAAAGUUUCAGUCUUCCUGGCAGUCUUCCACCAGAAUUGGCCAACCUGAAAUAUCUGGAGAAAAUUGAUCUGACUCGCAACUAUCUUCAGGGCAAAAUUCCUGAGGAAUGGGCUUCACUGCAAAAUUUGAAAUACCUCUCACUCACUGCCAAUCGCUUGUCGGGAAAUAUACCUAAAUACUUGGAGAGAUUUACGAGUCUCACCUACUUGAGCCUUGAGGCCAAUCAGUUUUCUGGUACUAUUCCUCCAGAACUUGGAAAUUUAGUCAGCCUAAACGACCUGAUGCUUUCCUCUAAUCAGCUGGAAGGGAACUUGCCAGAGAAACUUGCACAAUUGAAAAAUUUAACAAAUUUUCGUGUAAGUGACAAUAACCUUAGUGGCACCAUACCCACUUUCAUUCAGAACUGGAAUCAGCUUGGAAGGCUUGAAUUGCAAGCAAGUGGACUGGAAGGACCUGUACCUCCUGGAAUUUUUCACUUGCAAAAUUUAACUGAUCUGAGAAUUAGUGAUGUAUCCGGGCCAGAGUUUCAAUUUCCUAAUGUGUCCAAGAAGUUGAAAUACUUGGUUUUGAGAAACAUAAAUUUAUUUGGGAAGAUCCCAGAAAUUACGUGGAAAUUGGAGAAACUGAGACUGCUUGACGUGACUUUUAACAAGUUGCAGGGGGGAAUUCCUUUUGAUGCCAAGCUACCAAACUAUACCUUUUUGACUCACAACAUGCUGACUGGGAAUGUACCUGACAACAUCAGUCAAAACAAAACUGUUGACCUUUCUUAUAAUAACUUGUCAUGGCCAUCAAACUGUCAAGAAAAAAUAAAUAUAAACACAUACCGAAGUUCAUCUUUCAAGAAAAACUUAAGUGGACUGCUUCCAUGCUUCAAUUUGUCAGUGUGUAAAAAAUAUUAUAGUUCAUUCCAUAUUAAUUGUGGGGGACCAGAUAAAGUUGUUAAAAAUGGCUAUGGGAAACUCUCAUACGAAGGUGACCAAGGUAUUCAAGGCGGGGCAGCAAGGAAUUACAUAAAAGAAACAAACUGGGGAUUUAGUAGCACAGGAGAUUACAUGGAUGAUAGUGAUUAUUACAAUAAUAAGUACACAUUAUCCUCUGAUUCUAAUCUCUCAGAGAUAUAUUUAACAGCCCGCAAAGCGCCCCUCUCUCUUACUUACUACGGAUAUUGUCUGGAAAAUGGGAAUUACACUGUUAAACUCCACUUUGCUGAGAUACAAUUCACGGACGAGAAAGCUUAUAACAGAGCUGCAAGGCGGAUAUUUGAUAUAUACGUUCAAGGGAAGCUAAUCUGGAAGGAUUUCAACAUUGUGAAGGAAGCCAAUGGGUCUAACAGAUACAUCACGAGAGUGUGUAAUGCAAGUGUGGUGGAUAAUACCGUGGAGAUUCGUUUAUACUGGGCUGGGAAAGGGACUACAAUCAUCCCACGCAGAGGAAAUUAUGGUCCUAUUAUUUCUGCUAUCUCUGUAUGCUUUGGUCUCAGAGAUCAUUGUGAAGAGCCUGAAGAAAGUAAAAGGCCUAUUAUUAUCGCAGUUGCUACUUCGGUAUCAUUGCUUGUUUUUUUAGUAAUAUGUGCCCUUUGUUGGAAAUUCUGCUUUCAGAAAAAAUACAAAAGAGACAAAGAUCUUAGGGGGGUGGACCUGCAAACUGGUUCCUUCACUUUGAGACAGCUAAGAGCUGCGACUAACAAUUUUGAUUGUACUAGAAAGAUUGGAGAAGGUGGUUUUGGGUCCGUAUACAAGGGUGAAUUAUCAGAUGGUACUGUCAUAGCUGUGAAGCAGCUAUCUUCUAAAUCCAGGCAAGGAAACCGUGAAUUUGUGAAUGAAAUAGGCAUGAUAUCAGGUUUACAACAUCCAAAUCUUGUGAAGCUGUAUGGAUGCUGUACCGAAGGAAAUCAGCUGCUCCUGGUAUACGAGUAUAUGGAAAACAAUAGCCUUGCACGUGCACUCUUUGCUACAGGUUCAGAAACAAGGGUUCUGAAGCUGGAUUGGGCUACAAGACAGAAGAUUUGUGUUGGAAUAGCGAGAGGUCUAGCAUUUCUUCAUGAGGAAUCGACGCUCAGGAUUGUCCACAGAGACAUCAAAGGUACAAAUGUUCUGCUUGACAAGGAUCUGAAUGCCAAGAUAUCGGAUUUUGGACUAGCUAAGCUGAGUGAAGAGGAAAAUACUCACAUUAGCACUCGCAUUGCUGGAACUGUAGGAUAUAUGGCUCCAGAAUAUGCACUCUGGGGUUAUCUAACGGAGAAAGCAGAUGUUUACAGCUUUGGAGUUGUUGCUCUGGAAAUUGUAAGUGGAAGGAGCAAUGCAAGUUACAGGCCAAAAGAUGAAGGCAUUUGUCUUCUUGAAUGGGCUUUUAUUCUGCGACAGAAAGGACAUCUAACAGACAUAGUGGACCCAAGAUUGGAGUCUGAAUUCAACAAGGAAGAGGCUGAAAGGAUGAUUAGAAUGGCAUUGUUAUGCACCAAUGAGUCCCCAACGUUAAGGCCUACAAUGUCAGCAGUGGUAAGUAUGCUUGAAGGAGAAACUAGUGUCGAGGAAGUGAUCUCAGAUCCUAGCAUUUAUGUUGAUGAUAUGCGAUAUAAACCCCCAAAGGACCAUUACCAGCAGACGCAGCGUAAGAGUUCAAGUGGAAGUCAGAGACUAAAUUUUUCAUCAGAUAACACAGGAGUGGGAUCUUCCUCUGUAUCUACUACAUCUGCCCAUCAUGAUCUCUACCCGCUCAAUCAUCAGUCCAUAGAAUUAAACUUCAGUGAAAUCUCAUCCCUUUCACAAUAGUGUCAUUGUAACACCCCAAAUUUUUAUAUAUUUAAUAAAUGAGUUAUUUUUCCAUA